Gekko japonicus is the source of this 2980-nucleotide messenger RNA. RefSeq names its product anoctamin 1, calcium activated chloride channel (gene ANO1). Gene Ontology annotation, biological process: chloride transmembrane transport. The record is from RefSeq and is a predicted model, not a curated record. NCBI's taxonomy places the organism in Eukaryota, Metazoa, Chordata, Lepidosauria, Squamata, Gekkonidae. Gene Ontology annotation, molecular function: protein dimerization activity; chloride channel activity. The transcript is spliced from 25 exons. The annotation marks the transcript as partial. Gene Ontology annotation, cellular component: plasma membrane.
AUAGGAUAUGUCCGCACCGAAAGCACGAUAUUAAAUUCGUUUUCGCAAGAUCCAGAUGCAAAUUGCAAGUAUGGGCUUUAUUUUAGAGAUGGAAAAAGGAAAGUGGAUUAUAUCCUGGUCUACCACUACAAGAAGUCCUCUUUCGGUAGAACACUCACCAGACGAAUCCAUUUUAAUGACUUGGGGCCUCGUAGUGUCAAACAUGAUCAGCCGCUUCCUGGAAAAGGAGGGGAGAUGAACAUGGAUGAAAAGGAACCACACAUGGAUUACCAUGAAGAUGACAAGAGAUUUCGCAGAGAAGAAUACGAAACCAAUCUUAUGCAGGCAGGUCUUGAGUUGGAAAGAGAUGAAGAUACUAAAAUACAUGGUCUUGGAUUUGUAAAAAUACAUGCACCUUGGAGUGCUUUGUGCCGAGAAGCAGAAUUUAUGAAACUGAAGAUGCCUACAAAAAAGGUAUACCAAAUUCAUCAACCACAUGGCCUCUUGAAAAAAAUAAAUUCUGUAAUUCAAAAAAUUACAGAGCCCAUUCAACCUAAAGUGGCAGAACACAAACAACAGACAGUGAAACGUCUCUCUUACCCCUUCUCUAGGGAGAAACAACACUUAUUUGACUUGUCUGAUAAAGAGUCCUUUUUUGACAGCAAAACCAGAAGUACCAUAGUUUACGAAAUACUGAAAAGAACUACCUGCACCAAAGCCAAGUACAGCAUGGGGAUCACCAGUCUGCUUGCCAAUGGUGUUUACAGUGCUGCAUAUCCGUUGCAUGAUGGUGACUAUGAAGGUGAACAUAUUGAGGCUAAUGACAGAAAACUCUUGUGUGAAGAAUGGGCAAGCUAUGGAGUUUUUUACAAGUACCAGCCUAUUGACCUUGUGAGGAAGUACUUCGGUGAGAAGAUUGGCUUGUAUUUUGCCUGGCUGGGAGUUUAUACACAAAUGCUUAUUCCAGCUUCCAUCGUAGGGAUUAUCGUGUUCCUGUAUGGUUGUGCAACAGUGGAUGAGAAUAUACCAAGCAUGGAGAUGUGUGACCAGAGAAUCAAUAUUACCAUGUGUCCUUUAUGUGACAGAACAUGCAGCUACUGGAAAAUGAGCUCUGCUUGUGCCACAGCUCGGGCAAGCCAUCUGUUUGAUAACCCAGCAACUGUCUUCUUCUCUGUCUUCAUGGCUCUGUGGGCUGCCACAUUCAUGGAGCACUGGAAGAGAAAACAGAUGCGACUGAACUACAGAUGGGAUUUGACUGGGUUUGAAGAAGAGGAAGAGGCAGUCAAGGAUCACCCAAGGGCUGAGUAUGAAGCUAAAGUUUUAGAAAAGUCACUAAGAAAAGAAUACAGAAAUAAAGAGACUGAAAAAGAAAAACUGACAUGGAAAGAUCGUUUUCCAGCAUACUUUACAAAUUUUGUGAGCAUUAUUUUCAUGAUUGGGUUGACAUUCGCAAUUGUUUUUGGGGUCAUCAUAUACCGAAUCUCCACUGCAGCAGCUUUAGCCAUCAGUUCAUCUCCAGCUGGCCGGUCUAAUAUUAGAGUAACUGUGACUGCAACUGCAGUGAUUAUUAAUCUAGUCGUGAUAAUAAUCUUGGAUGAAGUAUAUGGCUGCAUAGCCAGAUGGCUGACCCAGAUUGAGGUUCCAAAAACUGACAAGAGUUUUGAAGAACGUUUGAUUUUCAAGGCCUUCCUUCUGAAAUUUGUUAAUGCCUACACUCCCAUUUUCUAUGUUGCUUUCUUCAAGGGGAGAUUUGUUGGACGCCCAGGGGACUACGUCUACAUUUUUCAUUCUUUCAGAAUGGAAGAGUGUGCUCCUGGUGGUUGCUUAAUGGAAUUGUGCAUACAACUCAGCAUUAUUAUGCUGGGCAAACAGCUGAUUCAGAAUAAUUUGUUUGAGAUUGGCAUCCCAAAAAUGAAAAAAUUGAUGAGAUACUUGAAACUGAAACGACGACGGCCUGUAGACCAUGAGGAACAUUUGAAAAAGAAACAACGCUAUGAAGUAGACUAUAACCUGGAGCCUUUUGCAGGCCUGACUCCAGAAUAUAUGGAAAUGAUCAUCCAGUUUGGAUUUGUAACCCUGUUUGUUGCAUCCUUCCCACUGGCACCCUUGUUUGCACUGCUGAACAACAUCAUUGAAAUACGUCUCGAUGCAAAGAAGUUUGUUACCGAGCUUAGGAGGCCAGUUGCAGUUAGAGCCAAAGAUAUAGGAAUAUGGUAUAAUAUCCUCAGAGGUGUAGGAAAACUUGCGGUGAUAAUAAAUGCAUUUGUGAUCUCAUUCACAUCUGACUUCAUUCCACGCCUCGUGUACCUGUAUAUGUACAGUGAAAAUGGCACCAUGCAUGGCUUCGUGAACCAUACGCUAUCCUAUUUUAAUGUCAGCGAUUUUCAAGAAGGAACAGCUCCAAAUGACAAUAUGGAGCUUGGCUACCCAGUCCAAAUAUGCAGAUACAAAGAUUACCGAGAGCCCCCAUGGUCCGAAAAUAAAUAUGAAAUUGCAAAGGAUUUCUGGGCUGUGCUAGCAGCAAGAUUAGCAUUUGUAAUAGUGUUCCAGAACUUGGUCAUGUUUAUGAGCGACUUCGUGGACUGGAUUAUUCCAGACAUCCCUAAGGACAUUAGUCAGCAAAUUCAUAAAGAAAAAGUUCUUAUGGUGGAGGUCUUCAUGAAGGAAGAACAAGGGAAACUGCAGUUGCUAGAAACCUGGAGAGAUAAAGACAAAAAGAAAGGUGAAAACUGUAAUAACCACAGCCCCAGGCCAUCAAUGAGCCAUAGGGGAAGUGUGUCUUCAUGUCAUUCAUGCCAUGUUGAAGUGUAGAAGAGGAAGUUGUUUUACAUUGGGGCAUUCCAUUCAUAAACAAGCCAUGACGACUUGAUUCUUAAUCAACCUGGUGCAUGUUUAAGCAUAUGCAACCAUUUUGCUUAUGUGUGUGUGAGAAAUAAUGCUCUUACACAGACGGAGGACCAUAUUCUGUUUUGAACAAGUUUUUUUUUGCACAACAAGUAAU